Vigna radiata var. radiata (mung bean) is the source of this 1424-nucleotide messenger RNA. Its product is annotated as D-amino-acid transaminase, chloroplastic. Bases 134 to 1282 code for a protein of 382 amino acids. The record is from RefSeq and is a predicted model, not a curated record. The transcript has 5 exons. NCBI's taxonomy places the organism in Eukaryota, Viridiplantae, Streptophyta, Magnoliopsida, Fabales, Fabaceae. Gene Ontology annotation, molecular function: catalytic activity. Gene Ontology annotation, biological process: carboxylic acid metabolic process.
UACUUAUAUUUGAUAGUAAGAUGGAGGACGAACAAUUCUUCAAGCUAGUUACGACCAUCUUUGUUUACUGCAAAGCACAAAACAAAGCCAACCAACCUUCCAUUCUCCAAUCGCUCCUCAAUUCUUCUUGAACAUGGCUUCUCUCCCAUUCCUUUCGCAAAUUUCCCACCCUCUUUCCUUUCCGCAGCAUGGCCACUGCUUCCAUCGGCACUUCCCCACCGCUCUCGCUGCUCCCUACCAAUCUGGAGCCUCGUCUGGAAACUCAUGGGGCGUUGACAUUCCAGAUUCUAAAACUCAAGUAUCUCGUGUUCCGGUUUUGACUUCCUCGGAGGCCUAUGAAAGGCUAAAAUCAUUUAGAGAAAAGAUAAAGGGAAAGCAACAAUUUCUUGCUAUGUAUUCUAGUAUUUUUGAUGGGAUAACAACAGACCCAGCCGCUAUGGUUAUUCCUAUGGAUGACCACAUGGUCCACAGGGGCCACGGUGUGUUUGAUACUGCUGCAAUAAUGGACGGAUACCUGUAUGAACUAGAUCAACACCUUGAUCGCUUUUUAGGUUCAGCAUCCUUGUCUAAAAUAGAUCCCCCAUUUGAUCGUGGGAGCAUAAGGAGAAUACUGAUACAAACUGUAAGUGCUUCCAAGUGUAGAAAAGGAUCAUUAAGAUAUUGGCUCUCUGCAGGACCUGGUGACUUUCAGUUAUCUCCCUCUAACUGCCACCAAUCAAGUCUUUAUGCAAUAGUAAUACAGGAUCUGUCAUCAUCGCUUAAUUUCAAGGGAGUUAAAGUUGUUACUUCAUCUGUUCCCAUUAAACACCCCAAGUUUGCCAUUACCAAGAGUGUGAAUUAUCUUCCAAAUGUCCUCUCAAAGGUGGAAGCUGAAGAAGCUGGUGCUUUUGUAGGCAUUUGGUUAGAUGAUGAAGGUUUUGUGGCAGAGGGGCCUAAUAUGAAUGUGGCCUUUGUCACUAAAGAGAAAGAACUAAUAAUGCCUCACUUUGACAAAAUUUUAAGUGGCUGCACAGCUAAGAGGGUUUUAACCCUUGCCGAGGGUUUGUUAAGGGAGGGUAAGCUUAAGGAGAUAAGGGUGAAAAAUGUAACUGUUGAAGAAGGUAAAACAGCAGAAGAAAUGAUGCUUCUUGGCAGUGGAGUUCUUGUUUGCCCUGUAGUGCAGUGGGAUGAACACGUUAUUGGUGAUGGCAAAGAAGGCCCUGUAACUCAGGCUCUCUUCAACCUAAUUGUUGAUGACAUGAAAUCAGGACCCUCUACCGUUCGUAUACCUGUUCCAUAUUGAUACUACUUUAUUUCCUUCUCUACAUUUUGUAAUGAAGAUUCAUCAUCAGUAAUUCUGAUGCCCCAACUCCAACAGGAAUGCCUUUUAUUAACUCCAUUGCUUCGUAAGCUUCAUAAACUGUUUUUUUGAGACUCGCUUCUCA